Messenger RNA from Silurus meridionalis, 1788 nucleotides. RefSeq names its product eukaryotic translation elongation factor 1 delta b (guanine nucleotide exchange protein) (gene eef1db). The transcript has 11 exons. Gene Ontology annotation, molecular function: translation elongation factor activity; guanyl-nucleotide exchange factor activity. Gene Ontology annotation, cellular component: cytosol; eukaryotic translation elongation factor 1 complex. The record is from RefSeq and is a predicted model, not a curated record. Lineage: Eukaryota; Metazoa; Chordata; Actinopteri; Siluriformes; Siluridae. The coding region runs from base 855 to 1703 and encodes 282 amino acids. Gene Ontology annotation, biological process: translational elongation.
CUUCAGCACCUCACCGCUGUCUCGGCAGGGUCGUCCCGGGUUCUGACAAAAGCGUUUCAUUCAUAAAUCACAAAAACAACCUGAGCACACUUUAGUGCCAUUUUGCUUGGUUAUUUUCUUGCUCUUUACUGAAAGCGCAAUGCCUCAGAGAGUCGCAAUCAAUUCCAACGCCGAGGCGAAAGUCACGGCUUGUACCUCCAGCGCGGUCCUACAGGGCCUGUGUUCGGAGCGAGCCGCCGUCUGGUUUGACUGCAGAGCUUACGAGAGGGCGGAAAGCCUCUUCUACAUGCGGCUACAAGAGCACCAAAAUGGGACCACGUCUUCCUCAAGCACCUCGCGUUCCCAGCGCAGCCUAGAAAAGGCUCCGACCAAGAAGUCUCCUCCGCCCCAAUCCAGUGACCACCCCUCGUUCUUUGGCGUUCUUACCCGAAAGCUCUUCGGCCCAUACCUUAUGCGACGAAGGCUACCGUUCGCAAACUCCGACUCCGCCCACUCCCGCGUCGGCGCCAAUCAACGGCCUGCCGUUUGUACCCGUUUUCCUUCAAGGGGUGUGGCUUCAGAAGUCUCUCUACGACCGAGCCGAAGCGACUUUCUACCAGAACGCGUACCUCGCGAACGAGCCGCAGUCCACCCCCGACGGAAAGCAAGCACGCCUCGCCAACAAGACCAAAUCCGAUAAGGCGAAAGAGAAGAAGCCUGGUGACAACGGGGUCAAGAAAGGAAGCGGCGCUUCGUGCCACUUUCUGCAUGCUGACAGCGAGCGGGUGUGGCUCGAGCGGAGUCGCUACGCAGAGGCGGAAACCCGUUUCUACGAAACCGUUCUGACCAAACCCUGCUGUAGCCCUUCAGCGAAGAUGAGCGCAGUGGAGUGUUUGACUCAAGAGAGGAUAUGGUUCGAAAAGCCUCGCUUCGACGAGGCCGAGCGAAAGUUCUACGAAAGGAUGAACGGCCCCACAAUCGCUCCUCAGGACUCGGGUGCUAACAGCAUUCUCCAGGACAUCGCACGAGCACGAGAGAACAUCCAGAAGUCUCUUGCUGGCUUGAAGACGACCUUGCAGCCAACUACAGGCUCAGCUCAUAAAUCCCAAACCCCUUCCCUCAGUUCAGCAGGAGGCGGUAGUGCUGAGCACGGGGAACUUCUCACACGCAUGACGAAGCUGGAACUGGAGAACCAGAGUCUACAAAAAAUGGUGGAGGAGUUGCGUUCUGCUGUAUCUCACCUGGAGAGUCGAGUCUCAGUCCUGGAAAAAAGCCCAGCGACCCCGGCAGCGGCGGUUAACGGGAUUGCGUCUAAGACCGCUCCUCCUGCGGAAGACGAGGACGAUGAUAUCGACCUUUUCGACAGCGACGAAGAGGUGGACGAAGAGGCGGAGCGUCUGAAGGAGCAGCGGCUGCAGGAGUACGCCGCCAAAAAGGCCAAAAAACCCGCACUCAUCGCCAAAUCGUCCAUCCUGCUGGACGUCAAGCCUUGGGACGACGAGACUGACAUGGCAAAAAUGGAGGAGUGUGUGAGGUCCGUCCAGGUCGAUGGGUUGCUCUGGGGGGCAUCCAAACUGGUCCCGGUUGGUUACGGUAUCAAGAAGCUGCAGAUCAACUGCGUGGUUGAGGACGACAAAGUGGGAACAGACCUUCUGGAGGAGGAGAUCACAAAGUUUGAAGACUACGUCCAAAGUGUGGAUGUAGCAGCUUUCAAUAAGAUUUAAAGCACUACCAUCGACACUACAAGUCCUGCUGCUGCUGCAAAAAACAAAAAAACACCGCAUUUGACAAUAAAGAGCCCUGACUUUA